This is a messenger RNA of Necator americanus (New World hookworm), 756 nucleotides long. RefSeq lists its product as uncharacterized. Lineage: Eukaryota; Metazoa; Nematoda; Chromadorea; Rhabditida; Ancylostomatidae. The coding region runs from base 1 to 756 and encodes 251 amino acids. The transcript has a single exon. The record is from RefSeq and is a predicted model, not a curated record.
AUGGAAAUCAUAACGAAGAGGUUCUACUCGAACCUUUUCCGUUCAUCAACUCCUAUGUCAAGCCCGAUCAUCCCCACUGGCGAAGCUCCACCACGGAUUCUCCAUUCGGAAGUACGAGUCGCUAUCAAGAGCAUGAAACCUGGCACAGCCCCCGGACCUGAUUUUAUAUCAGCAGACUUUCUUCGGGCUGGUGGCCAUCCGCUUCAUGCAAUCUUAGCAGCGCACAUGACAUCCUACCUUCAGAAAGAAAGCAUCCCAGACCAGUGGAAGACCUCGCGAACCGCUCUUAUCUAUAAGAAAGGUGACCGAGAGGACCUUCGGAACUACCGUCCGAUAUGCUUGCUGAGCGUGUUAUACAAAGUAUUCACCAAGAUCAUCCUCACCCGCAUAUCUAGGACGCUGGAUGAAGCCCAGCCUCAAGAACAAGCUGGAUUCCGCCAGGGGUUCAGCUGCUUAGACCACAUCCAGACCGUGUCGAGGGUCAUAGAGGUUUGCCGGGAAUACCGCCUGCUCCUUGUUCUAACCUUCGUCGACUAUGAGAAAGCCUUUGACAGCGUAGAAACGAAUGCAAUACUGUCAGCGCUGGUCGAUCAAGGUGUGGACGCGUCGUAUGUGAGGACAUUAGCCAAUUGCUACGAACGAUGCACGACUAGAAUACAGCUUUUCCACCGCCCUCUCACCAUACCCAUUGGAAAGGGGUACGACAAGGCGAUACUAUAUCGCCGAAGCUGUUCACAACUGCAUUGCAAUGGAUAA